Molecule: messenger RNA, 1114 nt
Organism: Drosophila subpulchrella
Lineage: Eukaryota; Metazoa; Arthropoda; Insecta; Diptera; Drosophilidae
Gene: Obp19c
Exons: 2
Coding region: 45-560 (171 amino acids)
Biological process (GO): sensory perception of smell
Molecular function (GO): odorant binding
Source: RefSeq, a predicted model, not a curated record
AGAACCCAAUUAAGUCAAAAACCAAAGAACAAGCCGGUGCAAAGAUGAAACCAUCCGCCAUUACGCUGAUAACGAUCGUGAUGGGAGUGCUCCUGCAGAUGCACUGCAUCCAGGGCCAGAACCAGGCGUUCGAUCUCACCAAGCUGCUGCCCAAAACAGGAGCGGAGCCCGUCUGGGCGGUGAUCGAUCGCAACUUGCCGCAGGUGCAGGAGAUGAUCAGCGCGGCCAGGAAGGAGUGCGUCCAGAAGCUCAACCUUCCCAGAGAUCAGCGGCCGCUGAUGAAGGUGUCCAAUCCCAGCGAGAAGGAGAAGUGCCUCGCGGAGUGCGUGCUUAAGAAGAUCAAACUGAUGGACGAGAACAACAAGCUAAACAUUGGUCAGGUGGAGAAGCUGACCAGCCUGGUGACCCAGGACAACAAGGUGGCCAUCGCCGUCAGCAGCAGCAUGGCCUCGGCCUGCAACCGGGGCAUCUCCUCCAAGAACGCCUGCGAGGCGGCCCACUUUUUCAACCAGUGCAUCGGUCGCCAGUUGGAGCGCAACAACGUGAAGCUGGUCUGGUAGGGCAAAGGGAUUAUCUUCUACUAAAAUUGAACCACUAAAAUUUAACUAAAGUGCGGGAAUGUGAACAAUACUCCAAGUACAUGGGCCAUACUAUUAAUUAUAACUUAUAAUAUGAUCUGGUGAAGAUUCGUUCAUAUUAUUCGUAAACUGAUAAAAAAAACGUAGUAAGUCCAAGGACUACAUAUUUAAUUUAAACAUUUUCGCUUUGACUUUCAUUAAAUGCGGUGUUUUUUUAUUUUGAAUAUAGAAAUAUUUAGUUUAACAACUAUAACUAAUUUAGGCAUUUUAAACUUUGAUUUGCUAUGAAACUUUGAAAUUAAACUUAAAUAUUAAAUACGAAUAUUUAAAAUCAAUAAGAAGAUAAUUAUUUUUACCAUUCCGUUUUUCUAUCAGUGUACCAAAAAUACUACAUGCAUUCACAAAAUUGUUAUAAUGUGAACUGUACUCCAAGUAUUUUGUAUUAAUCAUUAGAAUGAUUCAACAAAUGUUUUUAGUUUUAACAAAAGGUUGUUUAGUUUGCAGAAUAAUAUUAAUAAAAUCUAAAAAUAUAAAAA